GAUGACGAUCGCGGAUGUUUAUCGCGUCAGACUGAGUUCUCUUCUCGAGUGAUGUCGCGGACCGAGUCCAGAGCGAUCAAUAAUGUUUUUAAACAGUUAGGGAAUAAAAUAAUAAUGACUCUGAACAGCUCGGGAAUAAAACAGACAAAUGAUGUGAAAUACAUCAUCGUUGCCAGAAGCUGAUCUGAUGUGGAGCGAGCGCUGUGCUGCUGUGUCAUGAUGUGUCUCCUUCAUCUGCUGCUGGUCUGGGUCUCAGCGGUGCUCAGCCGCUCCUCGUCCUGCGGGCCGGGCCGGUCCUGGGCGGUGCGUCUGGACGCGGAGACGGCGGGGCGGUCUCUGGAGCGUCUGGCACACAGCGUGGCGGAGGAGCUGGGUCUGGAGAGCCACGGGCAGAUCGGGCAGCUGGAGGGACACUACCUGCUCUGCCAGCGACCGGAGGACAGCACAGACGUGCACUCCACAGAGUCAGCUCUGGACCGAAACCCUAAUGUGCUCUGGCACUCACAGGAACACAUCCUCAGACGCUCCAAGAGGAGCCUGACCUUCAAUGACCCCAGAUACCCCAGGCAGUGGCACCUGCACAACGAUGAGAAGCGAGGGAUGGAUGUGAAUGUGACGGGUGUGUGGGAGAGGAACAUCACCGGUGCGGGGGUCACUGUGGUCGUGGUGGACGACGGCGUUCAGCACACACUGGCAGAUCUUCAGCCCAACUAUAGUCCUGAGGGUAGUUAUGACCUGAACUCGAACGACCCUGACCCCAUGCCUCACCCUGACGGUCACAGUGAUAACCAUCACGGCACGCGCUGCGCCGGAGAGAUCGCCGCCGUCUCCAACAACAGCUUCUGCGCCGUCGGAGUCGCUUACAGAGCCAGGGUCGCAGGCAUCAGAGUUUUGGACGGACCCCUCACAGACAGCAUGGAGGCUGUUGCUUUCAAUAAGCAUUACCAGGUUAAUGACGUCUACAGCUGCAGCUGGGGUCCGGAUGAUGACGGACGUACAGUCGAUGGACCGCAUCCCUUAGGCAAGGCGGCUCUGCAGCACGGGGUCAUCGCAGGCAGGAGAGGUUUCGGCAGCAUCUUCGUCGUGGCCAGUGGUAAUGGAGGACAGUAUGAAGAUAACUGCAACUACGACGGCUAUGCUAACUCCAUCUACACCGUCACCAUCGGAGCGGUCGAUGAGAAGGGCAAAAGGCCGUUUUAUGCAGAGGAGUGUGCGUCGAUGCUGGCCGUCACGUUCAGCAGCGGGAGCAGACCGCUGCGCAGUAUAGUGACGUCGGACUGGUCUCUGCAGAGCGGCACAGGCUGCACAGACGGACACACAGGGACAUCAGCGGCUGCUCCUCUGGCUGCUGGGAUGGUGGCGCUCAUGCUGCAGGUGCGGCCCUGUCUGAGCUGGAGGGACGUCCAGCACAUCAUCUCCUACACCGCUACACAGCAUGAUGAUGACGCUCAGGCCGACUGGGGAAUCAAUGGAGCUGGUUUCCGCCACAGUCACAAGUACGGCUUCGGUUUGCUGAACGCCUGGAGGCUGGUUAAUGCUGCUAAGGUCUGGGAGUCCGUCCCCUUCUUGGUGUCCUACCAGAGCCCGCUUUUAAAGGUCAACGAGGACAUCCCAGAGUAUGACAAAACCCUCACGCACACCUGGAAUGUCUCUGUGUCUGAUCUGAGGCAGUCUGGCAUGCAGACGCUGGAGCACGUGUCUGUCACAGUGACGAUCACUCAUCCGCGGCGUGGGAGCGUGGAGAUCUGGCUCGUCUGUCCCAGUGGAAUGAGCUCUCUGAUCGGGGCCCGGAGACCGCUGGAUGUAGAUACGACUGGAUUCACAGACUGGACGUUUUCCACAGUGCGAUGCUGGGGAGAAAGAGCCGAGGGACAGUACACCCUAAACAUCACUGACCACAAAGAGUCGAGUCUGUCAUCGGGCGUCCUGAAGCACUGGAGACUCACUCUGUACGGCUCGUCUCUGUCUCCUCAGCAGGUGAAAGAGAGAUGGAGGGUUGUUGAAGAGGCCAUGGGUGGACAGUAUCUGGACAGCAGUUUUGCUCUUCCCUGUCCUCCUGGUAUAGACGUUCCUCCUGAAAUCGUGAGCCCGUUCACCUCAAACAGCCUGAAGUGUCUGCUGCUGCUGGGCUGUUUCGCUCUCUUCUGGUCGCUCUAUUACACGCUGGAGGUGGCCCUCACUCACUGGGACUGGCGCGGGUGCAGUCUGAGCGCUACAGGACGCCACAGAGGCUUCCAGGCCGUGUCCACGAGCCCAGAGGACAGUCAGGUGGUAGAGAUCCAGCCCGAGACGGAGCACGAGUCUAAAGCCCCGCUCAUCGCUGCAGAUGACAACACGUAACACUCAGGGAAACCAGCUCUCUCUCUCUCUGUCUCCAUUCCCUUCAUUUACAGUUCAGGUUGCUCUUUUGAUCAUGUGAGCAAAUGCUCUAUUUUAAGUUGCCUUAUUUAGUUUUCUUUGAUUUGUUUUGAUGAGAAGAAGAGAGCCUGAUUGAGAGUGCAGUAUUUGCAUGUGUGACUGAGAGAAUGUGUGGUGUGUGUCACUGAUUGACUGAGCGAGCGAGUGUUUUCUUGAUCGUGAUGCACUGAAUGUGUUAGUAUUAGGUCUAAAUACCUCCGACACUUGAAUUUUGAAAGACAGAAAGAGAUUGUUUAAACUGGAGGUCUGCUCACCUGCAGACGUUUUACUCGAUCUAGUCUCUUUUUCUUUCUUUAAUUUUCUAUAAACCGAACUGUGGUAUUCCUGUGAACAAGAACUCCGAUGUGUUUUGAAUAAAAACCAAAAGAGAAACCG
This is a messenger RNA of Carassius gibelio (silver crucian carp), 2793 nucleotides long. RefSeq names its product proprotein convertase subtilisin/kexin type 7 (gene pcsk7). Bases 217 to 2340 code for a protein of 707 amino acids. Gene Ontology annotation, cellular component: Golgi membrane; trans-Golgi network. The record is from RefSeq and is a predicted model, not a curated record. Gene Ontology annotation, biological process: protein processing. Lineage: Eukaryota; Metazoa; Chordata; Actinopteri; Cypriniformes; Cyprinidae. The transcript has 16 exons. Gene Ontology annotation, molecular function: serine-type endopeptidase activity.